Molecule: messenger RNA, 1015 nt
Organism: Hyposmocoma kahamanoa
Lineage: Eukaryota; Metazoa; Arthropoda; Insecta; Lepidoptera; Cosmopterigidae
Gene: ix
Product: mediator of RNA polymerase II transcription subunit 29
Exons: 6
Coding region: 128-742 (204 amino acids)
Biological process (GO): regulation of transcription by RNA polymerase II
Cellular component (GO): mediator complex
Molecular function (GO): transcription factor binding; transcription coregulator activity
Source: RefSeq, a predicted model, not a curated record
CGGUACCGCUUCGUACCACAGACUAUAGAUUUACUGAUUUACAAUAAUAUUGUCAAAUCAAAAAAAAAAUUGUGGACGGUUCGGGAUUACGCUAGUUAUUGUGGUUUUAUAAAUAAAAAGUGUAAAAAUGAAUCAAAUGAACAUGCACCCGGUUCCAACAAACCCUAACGUUGUUGGAGCCAACGCUAACGUGGGCAUGCAUAUGCCACAAGGGCCGAUAAUGCAACAACCGUCACCGCAGCAAAUGCAGCCAGGUCCUACAAUGCCUCAGCAACCUCAACAGGAUAAGAUGGACAAUAUUUCCAAAGUGAAAACCCUUAUGGGCUCCUUGAGAGAAUCUAUACCCAUGACUCUGAAGUCAGCAGCGCAGGUUCUCCACCAGAAUCACAAUUCUGACUCCAAUUCGCAAAUUGGAGUCCAAGAUCUAUUUUGGGGCACCGAACUAGGAAACUUGGACAACGCAGUGCCAAGAUUUGACAAGCAUUUUGAAGAAUUCUUCUCAUUGUGUGACCAGAUGGAACUACACUUGCGCACCGCAAUCACCUGUAUCCAACAAGCGCAAUCCGCAGCCCACUACUUGCCGCUGACUGUGAUACCUUCCAGGUUGGACUCCACUAAUACCCAGGAAACGACGCUGAGCUACCCGCAGUACUUGAACACGGUCCGUCUACAGAUCUCGUACGCGAAAGACAUACACGACACCCUCAUCGCUGCCGCGCAGAAUAUCUCGCCGACAGAAUGACGAGAGGAGCUUCCGUAGCAUACGGAGUUAAACGCUUAUAGAACAGCGUGAAUUAAUUUAAAAUAUACGCUACUUUGCUACGCAGUGACGUGAUUUAAUCAGGACUCUUAUUAAUAAUUAAUUUCGCUUGUAAAUAGUUUUCACUCCAUAGACGGACUCCAAUGCAUACUUUCUUUACAUAACUAUGUCUAAGAGACAUUGGCCUACCAACAAGUUAAUCCUAAAAACCUUUAUUUUAUGCAACUUUAAAAAACAAGUAUCUUCUGCAUUUAU